CCCAGACUUCCUGAAGCAGAUACAGGACCCUGAGUUGGAGGUGUGGGCCGUGGCCCUCAACACUCUCUGGAAGAAGCUGGGCAAAAAGGUCUCUGAGGUGGUGCAGCAGGAGCAGGACAGAUUCUCUCAGAUCUACGUGUCCAAUCCUGUCAUCGUCCCCGGUGGCAGAUUCAGGGAAUUUUAUUACUGGGACUCUUACUGGACCAUCGAUGGACUACUGCUGUCAGGAAUGAAGGAGACGGUGAAGGGUAUGCUACAGAAUUUUAUAGAUAUGGUGGACACUUAUGGUAUGGUUCCCAAUGGUGGCCGCAUCUACUACACUCGCAGGAGUCAACCACCCUACCUCAUCCCCAUGGUUAAGCUCUACAUGGAACACACCAACGACCUUGAUUUCCUCCGUAAGAAUAUUAAGGUGAUAGAGAGAGAAUUCAAGUUCUGGGAAGAAAAUCGUUCACUUACCAUCAAGGAUCGAGAUGGCAAGUCUCACGUGGUGGCCCGGUAUCAGGUCAACGCUGGGGAGCCCAGGCCUGAAUCCUUCAGGGAAGACUAUGAGCUUGCUCACCAGCUGGCAACAGAGGAAGAACAGCAGGCAUUAUAUGUGGAGCUCAAGUCCGGUGCUGAAUCUGGUUGGGACUACUCAACUCGCUGGUUUGUCGGUAACAACACAAAUAAAGGCACAUUGAAAGAUUUAAAUGUGACAUCCAUUGUUCCUGUGGAUCUUAACAGUCUCUUGUGCAUGAAUGCUCAGACGCUCAGUCAGUUUUAUGGUAAACUGGGUAACUAUACCAUGAAGAAACAAUAUGAAGAUGUGGCUGCUCAGAAGAAUGAAACUAUGGCUAAAAUAUUUUGGGAUAAAACUGAUGGAACUUGGUAUGAUUAUGAUACAAAAGCAGAAGGAAAGAGAAGGCACUUCUAUUUGUCGAAUAUCCAUCCCAUCUGGAGUGGCUGCUUUGGCCAAGAGGACUCCCGUGCUCACACAAUUGAGAAUGUCAUCCAAUACCUAAAGAAAAUAGGUGUGCUUGAGUAUAAAAGUGGUGUGCCAACCUCACUUGAGAAAAGUGGUCAGCAGUGGGAUUUUCCUAAUGCAUGGGCACCUCUGCAGCACUUAAUCAUUAUGGGGCUGUAUGAAGCUCGGUCUAUCCAUCAUGAAGCUGAUAGUUUGUCCUUCAAAUUGGCUGAGAAAUGGAUUAGAACUAAUUGGGAAGCAUACCAGCAGUCAGAUCCUCAUGCCAUGUUUGAGAAGUACAAUGUGACUGUGAUUGGCUUACCAGGAGGUGGUGGAGAAUACGACACCCAGGUUGGCUUUGGCUGGACCAAUGGUGUAGCUCUACGUCUGCUAAAUACCUAUGGUGACCGCCUCACUGCUGUCAUUGGAGGAUCUGCAGUACCUAAGGCCACCUCGUUAGGAGUGAUGCUUCUUAUAGGUCUAGUUCCCUUGUGGAUUCAAUCACUCAUCAUUGGGUCUCCUUAAGCUGAAUGGUGCAUUUUAUUGCACCCAGUUCUUAAGUGAGGUUCAUGUAGUACUUAUAGAAUCACUUGGACCUCGGUGUAAUGAUGAUGCUGGACAAGUAGAGGACAGUUGAUGUGAUCACUCUGCCUCAGUUACCAACAAUUCUUGUGACGUACAUAUGGUACUGGAAGAAUUGAGUCAAGGUUUUGUAAUGUCUGUUGGUGAUGGAAAAGCAUUACACCACAACUGAGCCUUGUAUAGGGAAUUUUUAUCAUUAUGGUUCCAUCCUCUCGCUAACUACAACUAGUCAGAAUGUUAUUCAUAUGUGAUUUAGAACUUCUGCUCAAAAUCAGAUUUUAUCAUGCCAGGGUGCUUCCUGCUACUAGUUAAAGGUUAUUAUGCCUCCGAGUUUCUUAAAUUUAGGUGGAGACUGGAAUUUACUCAUGUUUGUCAGUUAAUGCUAUUAUUUUAAGUAUGGAAAAUAUAUGUAAAAUAACUGGAUGGUUGUAAUCAGUUAUUCAUUGGCAAAUUAAAAUAACAUGAGAAGCAGGAAGCCUAGAAUCUUCUUGAGGUGUUUCCGGGGCUUAGCGUCCCCAUGGCCCGGUCGUCGACCAGGCCUCCUGGUUGCUGGACUGAUCAACCAGGCUGUUGGACGCAGCUGCUCGCAGCCUAUAUUCUAUUUAUCUUACACUUAAGGCAUCUUAAUACUGAGCCAAAUGUUCUGUGAUGUACAGUAUUGGGGGGAUGGUGACAUAAUCUUUAUCUCCAAUUCACUGGAAAAAGUGACUUACAUUCUACCUUUUUAUAGGUAUUUUUUAAGGAUAUUGUUUUAUGGGUACCUGCUAUGAUGACCAAAAGUGCAGGCAGACUUAAGAAAGAACUUAAUAUUAAAAUUAUUCAAAUAUUAGUUAUUGCUGUAGAGGUGAGGGGAUGACUGUAUUUCUUUUAAGUUUUAAGGAAUGGGCUUUAAUGUAUAUGUUAAUAUUUACUCUAGGUUAAUAUUGUUUAUGAUAUUUGUUGGAUUAUUUAUGCUGUAAAUCUUGCAUGGACGUUGUUUAUAGCUGAAGUUUAUCAUUGCAUUUUAUCAUGUGUUUUUAGACUAUUUUUUAAUAUGCAGUGAUAAAUAUUUGCUUAUUUAACAACAGGGUAAAUAAUCCACAUUUUGCAUCUUAUUUUAUUAUAGAAUAGGAAUGGCAAUCUACCAUCCCUUUUAAAAGGUAAUUUUCUUCCGUGUUCCUGAUCAUGGGAAUACAGGAUUGAGAAUACUGCCUUCCUGUUUGCAAAGUUGAGUAUAUUUUGUCAUAUUACACAUUAUUAAAAAGGCUCAGUCAUUUGUAUAAUGUUUGUUUUUCAUUUUAACUUUGUCUACAUGUCAUUUAGAUUUUUUUAGUCAUUUUGAUCUCUCAAUGUGAUGUUUCUGUUGUUUUCAAUUGAUAAUGGAUGAAAUAAUAAGAUUAUUUCAGUGGGUCAAAGGCCUGUUUAAGGAGUAAGAUGUUAGAAUUAAGGCAGUGGUUAUCUUGAAUGUUUGGCAGGUCAUAUGUUAGUCAAAAGGCAGAACCCCAAAUGUGUGGUGUUCUGAGAUGGAUCAUCUUUCUCGGGUCCAGGUUUCUUGCCAUUCAGAGAUUGAGUCCAAAAUAGUACAGUCAGUUAAUAUUCUCCAAGAAUGUGUUUUCUUAACGUCUACUGGAUGUCAAUUGGAUGAUCUAUUGCAUGUCAUCAAGAUCUUGGUACAUAUUUUGACCUGUGAACUACCUAGGAAUAGUUUUGUGAAUCAGCAAGUGUUAUGGCAGUUUCCAAGUGAAUCAGGAUCUGCUGUUACUAAUUGGACCAGAGUAAAAAGAAUAUCUCUAGUGUUAUUUCUGAAAUAUGUGCUAUUUAUCAUAUAAUUUUGGUUAAGUAGGACAUUAAUGAUUCCCGUGGUUGGAGUCCUUCACUCAAAUUGUUUGUUUACUAUACAAAUCAAUUAAAUUGUAAAAUUGAGUACAGUUAAAGGUUCAUUACUUACCUGUUUUAACAUUUUUUGAAUAAGAAUAUGUUGAGGUUGAUAUAAAAGAAUCUGGCUACUUGAGUCUCUUUCAAACAACUUGAUACAAAUUAAAUUCCUUAAAGGUGACUACAAGUAUGUGACGUGCAAGAGUUUCUGUUGUCACUCCAGACUGACUUUACUCUGUUAACACAAAUUGAAAUUUGGCUUUACUCUACUGGAGUUAUAAUAACCUUCACAGUCUUUGUUAUUUUUAUGCCUUCAUAUUCCUAAAUUAUUUUGUAGAUUCUUUGAUCUUUGCAUACCCAAAUGCUUCAGUCCUCAAACUCAUGUAAUAUCAACACUUGUAAGUUCAUACAUUUGUGCAUAUAUAGUUAAGGGGAGGAGGAUUUUUCCAAAAAUGUUGGUUUAUAGUUAUGCGUAUCAGCUUUUUGAGUCUAGGGUACUUAGUCGCUCCCUAAGGUAAUAUCCCACAUUCCCAAAGACACGACACAAUCUUUUCUGGGCCAAUAUGACCUUAUCAUUUCCCAUCUUCUCAGGGUCUCGUGGAGUGCCAAAGUGGCCUUCAUCUUUUUGGAGUUGGACCAGGUUGGGUUUCCUUGAUGUCGUUUCUGAUUUUGGACAAGUCAGAUAGUUGUCAGGUUCUAUUUGGUUUUGCCAGCUAGCUCUGUGUACAUAACCAUGUUGACAUCUUGUAGUGGGUGUUUGUAGCAGCUAGACAAGACAUUACAGUUUGUAAUUAAUAGGCAUAGUGUAAUAUUUGGCAUUAAAGAAUCUUUACUAUAAAAUAUUUUUGAAGGAAGUUUUUAAUUAGAUGUAGUAGAAUGCACAUUUUGACAGUCAUUCAGGGCUGAACUGAGUUCUUACCUGCACUUGGUGCCUGGUUGGGGGAAAGUAACUCAAACUAGAGUUCAUAAUGUGUCUAUGGGAGUGGGAUAUUGCACUAUGAAUGUAACAAGUGACCAGCUCCAAUAUACUAGGAGUUUAAAUAUACCUUAUGCCUAAUUUUUGCUGUAACGAUGAGCUUUGAAUCUAAUGAUAUAUAUUUUAAUAGGUAUUAAAAUCAUUUUAAAUUGUUCACAAGUUUUCCUUGCAUCUGUAUUAAAAUUAGAAGUUAUGAAAGUUUAUUUGGUUUUCAUAAAUGAAUUUAAACUCGUAUAUGGUAUUGUACUGCAAUAAAAAUUUUAAUUGUAAAAUUUAACUGUACUAGAUAAUGAAAGUGUAUUAUUUCCUAAAUAUAUUAGGGAUUUCAGGAUUACAAACUGUGUGAUAUGACCACAACUAGCACAGUCGAUUACCAUUUGUGUUAUUAAUAAUAAUAAUAAUAAUAAUAAUAUUAUUAUUAUUAUUAUUAUUAUUAUUAUUAUUAUUAUUAUUAUUAUUAUUAUUAUUAUUAUUAUUAUUAUUAUUAUUGUAAUAAUAGAUAUAGCUGCACCACUAUCCAAUAUAUAGGCAAAAUUCUCUACCCCUGGGAUAAAUCAUGGCAUUACACAUAUACAAUGAAAACAGUCUCAAUAAGUUAAAUUUGAUUAAAGUACUAACACACAGCUGUUCCUCCACAUGCUUAUAUAUGUGAUAAUCUGUAUUUUAAUUAGAUUUAGCUUUCUAUGUGGAGCCAUGGCCAAAUGUCUCACAAAUUAGUGAUAAAAGGUAUAUGGUAUGCCAAAGAGCUUUUCAAAGAUAGGAAAAGGGAACCAAAUGUAGUUUAACAUUGUAAUCAGCUGCCCAUGUUUUUCAAUUUCAGUACUGUAUUGAUUUUGUAACCAUAAAAGGAAAAAAAAUAAUUAUCAGAUGAUACGCCAACAGCAUUAAGACUGUUAUCACUGAUAAUAGUGUUGGAAAAAAUAUUGUCUUGUGUCUAAUAUAUUUGUUACUUAUUUAUGAAAUUUGUUGAAUCUGUUUUUGCAUCCAUAUGAAUGCUUCAGCCUUCUCCAGUGUUGUAGAUUUGCUGCAGCUGAAAGUGAUGCAAGUUUCCGAAUAUGGUUUCUGAACUCAACCACAAGGCCACAGACGUGUUCGUAUUGUAAAGUAUGCUAAGAGAUUUUGUAUGACUAGCUGAAAACAGUAUGCUGCAGAGUAUGCUAACAAGAGUAGAAGUGUUAGAAAAUGAAGCCAAAUUUGAUAACUCGGCCAAAGCUAGAGGCAUUGCUGGCCAGCAUUGACAUACCUGGAAGUGUGAUACAGACCUGAAACUCCAAAAUUUAUGUAUAAUACAUUGUUUACCUAUUGAAGAUGUAUAUAGUAGAUAGUAUAUGCUAUUCAUUGGUGCAAUGAUGAGUCAAUUAAAUUUGUUAUUUUAGCAUUAAAUGUAUAAGUGCUUUAAAAAGUUAUAAUAUGGGUAAUUUGUUUAAUUGGUAAAUAUUUUUAAUAGAUAAGCUGUUUUUGGUUUUAUGUUCACAUGAAAUGUUUGGAAUGUUUCCACACAAGCAUGCAUAGCUUCUGCUUCAAAAUAUACUAGAUAAUGGUCUGAGGUUGAAUACCAUGGCUGCAAUCUACAGUUUUGACACAUGUUAUAAACUCAAUCAUAUUGUAUUGAGUUUUUAAGAGUAAGAGUGGUUGUUGGUAUUUUGACAAGUGUAUUGUAAUGAAGAAUGGUACAGUAUUGUGUUCACUGUCUUUGUAUUUAAAUCAUCUACUCACCAAACAUAUGUGUACUGUUGAACAUGUCCCCAUGAUACACCUCUCAAUACCAGAAAGGUGCAAUCCAUAAUGGACUGUAUAUGUGUGUGUUGUAAUCUUUCAUUAUUUUCUGUCAGUGAAUGAGGAGUGCAUGAAAUAAUUUAAGAGAGACUGUUUUCCUCAUGUGAUGGUAGAACACAAUUCUGCAUGAUAUGUAUAGGUUUCAGUAUCUUUCAUUAAUUACCAAACCAUGAGUUAUUCAGUCUCAACUGAGAAUGUAUUGCCAUGUACAAAUGUAGUACAUGGUCAAAAGAUUUUGUCUGAAAUGUCUGAAAAAUUAAAUAAUAUUACAGUAUUAAAUAUAAAUUAUGAUAUUUUAAAGGAAUUCCUAUUUUAGAGGUUAUAAUAAUGCAGUAAAGACUUUUAUGCAGGAAACACACACUGUUGAUUGAAGCAGUUACCCAGCUGGAGCAAGACAUACAAUCCCAGAACUCACUGCCUUUACUCUCAUAUCAGUGUGACACAGUAAAUGUUAGAGGGCUUUAAAAUUGGUUUAGAAGUGUACUUAAAUGCUCACCCACUUUGUAAACAAAGAAACAUUUCCACACAUUUGUCUUAAAGGCUCUGGCCAAGGGCUGUUGCUGCUCUGUGAGUACAUCACUUAACUACAGUUAGUAUUUUGCAUAAGUCUAAAUGUAUUGUUUCUGUAUAUUAUAACUUCUCCAAGAUGUUGUGAUUGUGCAGUGUACGAUGAUGAUGAUGUCCGUGUUCUGGCAGCAGGGGAGUGCUGUCUCCACCAUGGUUUAUUAUUUAACAUACACAGAUAUAUCAGUGUGUUUUCUAAGAAUACAUUUUUGUAAUUGCAAAUUUGUCUUAAUUCUAAUGAUGGAGGUGCUUUAUCACCAGCUGCCUGAAGUUGACAUUACUGUAUUUGAUAUAUUAAAGUGUGUGUAUAUAUAUCUGAUUUAUGUCGACUGUUAGUGUACCCAUAAAUAUUAUUGUGUGUGUGUUGGAAGGAGGACUAUAGAAUAAAUCAUUAAAUUUUC
This is a messenger RNA of Procambarus clarkii (red swamp crayfish), 7099 nucleotides long. NCBI's taxonomy places the organism in Eukaryota, Metazoa, Arthropoda, Malacostraca, Decapoda, Cambaridae. The record is from RefSeq and is a predicted model, not a curated record.